Messenger RNA from Dromaius novaehollandiae (emu), 5446 nucleotides. It is a transcript of the gene MXD1, whose product is annotated as MAX dimerization protein 1. Bases 130 to 804 code for a protein of 224 amino acids. The transcript has 6 exons. Lineage: Eukaryota; Metazoa; Chordata; Aves; Casuariiformes; Dromaiidae. Gene Ontology annotation, molecular function: DNA-binding transcription factor activity, RNA polymerase II-specific; RNA polymerase II cis-regulatory region sequence-specific DNA binding; protein dimerization activity. Gene Ontology annotation, biological process: negative regulation of transcription by RNA polymerase II. The record is from RefSeq and is a predicted model, not a curated record.
CGGUGGCCAAUGAGGGGGCGUGGCGGCCGGCGGAGCGGGCCGGGCGGAUAAACAGCGGCGCCGCGGCUGGCGCUCCGCGCCCGCCCCCCCUCCCCCUCCGCGCGGCCCCUUCCCUCGCAGCGCGGCAAGAUGGCGGCGCGCGGCGGCGGCGGGAACAUCCAGAUGCUGCUGGAGGCGGCCGAGUACCUGGAUCGGCGGGAGCGAGAAGCGGAGCACGGCUACGCCUCGCUGCUCCCCUACGGCGGCGGCGGCAAGGACGGCGAGGCCCUGCGGCGCCGCGCCAAGGCCAAGAAGAGCAGCAGCAGCAGCAGGUCAACACACAACGAGAUGGAGAAGAACAGGCGUGCCCAUCUGCGCUUGUGUUUGGAGAAGCUGAAAGGGCUGGUACCACUUGGACCUGAAUCCAGCAGACAUACUACCCUGAGUUUACUAAAAAAAGCUAAAUUGCACAUAAAGAGGCUUGAAGAGUACGACAGAAAAGCAGUACACCAAAUAGACCAGCUGCAGCGGGAGCAGAGGCAUCUGAAAAGGCAGCUGGAGAAACUGGGCAUAGAAAGAAUAAGAAUGGACAGUAUAGGAUCUACCGUUUCUUCGGAGCGCUCCGACUCGGACAGAGAAGAGAUUGACGUGGAUGUUGAAAGCACAGACUACCUACCCGCAGACCUAGACUGGAGCAGCAGCAGCCUGAGCGAUUCGGACGACAGGGGCAGCCUGCAGAGCGUCUGCAGCGACGAAGGCUACUCCAGCUCGGGCGUUAGGAGAUUGAAGUCACAGAACAACCACAAGCCUUGUCUCGGUCUAUAAGAAGCAACUCCCGUAGCCGUUUCCUCCAUUGCUGUUUCCCUCUUGGAUCUCGUUAGGUAGUAUAUCGGACCGUCCCACAAUUCUCUUGCACGUAAAUCUAACGUACCACCGACAUUACUGAAGUCAGCUUUGCCUAAGUCCCGAAACAGUGCGUAGGGUUGUGGGUUACAAGCUACUCUCUGGAGCACACAUCCGAUGGCAUCCACUAGCUUCUCUUCCUGUCAGCAAGCUCAUCUCCGCGAGACCGUACAUUCCAACCACAUUUCCAAGCGCCCGAGAAUAUUUUAGCAGUAACAGCGACCUAAAAAAGCCUCUGCUUUUUUGCUUUUUUGGGGGGCUUGCUGUUACUGUCUGGUAUUCUAGAUGUACUUUGUAUUUGCCUAGCGACAUAACGUAUCCAAUAAUCAGAAAUAGGGCCCAAGGGUAACGUGUUUGGGCAACGCUCUGAAGGGAGAGCCGACCUAAUAGUUAGUUUAGAUCUGGCAGCGGGCGGAGGGAAGUCUGGGAACGGCGCGCGGAGCAUUUCGGCCGCCUCACGUCUCUGACGCGCGUGAUAAUUGCACUGUGAAAUGCCGGAGCGUUAAUUUGAGGACUUAUCUCUAAAUAUUCAGGGUAGUAGCGUAACCGUAUGACCUUCGGCCCGGUCCUGCCGUCUUACUGCAGCUCCCACCGAUUUUUGAAGGCCGCGGUGGAAAAGCGGGAGAGAUCCCGCCAAGGCCGCUCUCGCGUUAGCGACCGCCCGGAAACGGUGGGAGUUGUGGCGACGGCAGGGCCGCGGGGACCGAUCUCGGGAGGCUUCGAGCGCCCUCUGCAAAAAGAAAGGCGCUUCUCCCCGCAAAACCGGGCCGCGGGACCUCGGCGAGGGGGCCGUCGCUCCCCCUCCUGCCGAGCCUUCGAGGGGACGUCUUCAGUUUUUACACAUCUCGGAAGUUUCUUGCAUACCUGAAACCAAAUGGUACUAUACUUCUCCUGUGCAAUUUAUGACCUCGUGCAUUACAGCCGCAUAUUGCUGUUCUAGGCAAGUUUUCCUAGAAGCUUGUUCACGCGUCUUGUCUCUGGGACAAUUUUUUCUACCUCAGAGAGAUGAACAAAGAUUAUCUCAAUCCCUUUAGCACAAAAAUAAUUAUGCCUCAUUUGUCUUAUAGAAGCGAUGCUUGGUCCCGUUGGAAUCUGUUACGCGAAAGCGAGCAAUAACUGAGGGAUGAGGGUAGCUGCGCUACCUCCGGCUGUCCGCGGUCGAAAAGGGCACGUUUUACACCAUGUUGCUCGAUAGUAAGUUACUGCAGUUAUUCAGCAGAGUGUUAUUGGCAUUUAAGCACUUCUUCAGCUGGUUGAGUUAUUUUUAGGCGCUCUAAAAUUGGUUCGCUAAGGAUUUUGGUUGCCACCUUUGAGAGAGGGAAGGAAAAAAAAAGAGAGACAGAAAACAAAACACCCUUCCCUUCCCCCCAAAGCUGUGGUUUCAAACCUUGCAACACUUUCAUUUAAGCUAACUAGAGCACAUGUAAAUGUACAUAAAACACAUGAUCUAUAAAUAGUAUUUAUUCAUUUUAUAUGAAACUAAUGUAAUGGAGAUACAUUCUUAUGACUUUGUGCUUUUAUAGAUGUUCUGGAAACUUUGUACGUAGCGGUCUGCUAACCGAGAUAUAGAGAUUUCUUCUGUCCUUUUUGCUUGAAACAUUUUAAGGUCUUUCUAUUCAGCCCACUUGGCAAACCUUUCGCCGUGAAUAUUAAACACUCGAUUCCAGGAAUGCGACCAACUCGCACAAGGUGACCAGAGAGGCCCUACCAUUCAGCUAAAAGCAACUUUGCUAUUAAAGGGCUACAUAGCUUAUUUAGCGAUAGGCAACAAAAAUGGGCUUUCGUACUUGUCUGCAGUCUUUAAAAAAUAAUUUUAAAAAAUGCAAUUUCUAGGACUUUGCUAGUCAAGCUGCCAAAAGCCACUCAGACACUCUGUAAAGUGCAAAUGAAUGAACUAUAUAAAACUUGAUUUUUUUUUUUUUUUAAAGUAUCUUUAAGCUAUUUUUGGAUCAUUUGAACUCUUUGAAAAGCAAGUGGAUGGGAGACGGGGCUAGUGGAUUGCUAAAAUCUCCAAAGUAUAUUCUCUUUUUGUGUGUGCUAAGUUUUAAAAGAGAAAAAAAAAGAUUUUUUUUUAAACGGCUGGAAUUUUCACACGUCCAGCAGAUUUGCACUGAACUACAACUCGUAUGCCUUUUGCAUUUGUACGCCUGCUUCCCGAGUCCGAGCAGAGAAUCUUCAGAGAGCUAGCUCAAACCCUGUAAGCUUAACAAAAUAAAGACAAAAAGUCGAAUAUCUGCACUUUGGGGUCCUUUGCUCCAAUACAUUUUUGCUCGAGAGACCUCUCUAGCUUUUCUGUUCCGAGUGUCGCCUAAACUGCCUCACAACUCCGAACCUAGAGUUGCAGAUAUUGCCACCUUUCUCAAGGUGAAAGUCACUUUAGACUUUUGGAAAGCAUCGGAGGGGUAAAUUAGAGAUACAAAAUUGUGUACUUUGUUUUUCAUUUAGAUGUACCAAGUCUUAAGGUUUCGACUCUGUGUUUUUGUUGUUUUUUUUUUUUAAUUGUUGUGCCUUUUUGAGUUAACUGCAUUCUUUUUUUGGUGAAAUACUGUGUGGUUUUUGUCCCGAUAUAAACCAGUAAUUAUUUGACCUUUGCACUGUUUGGAUGUGGUCCUCUCGAUCUCGAUGGCAUAGAAAAUUUUGAACUUUUGAAAACGAUGCACUAAUGUCAAACUGACACAAGGGUAAAUAUGGUGUUUUUUCCAAAACUUUGGGCGAGGGAAGCACACUCUGCCGCUCGGGGCUCCGCGGCCGCGGUCGUCUCGACCCGGGACCGUCUCCGGCAGCUUCAGGUCUCCCCAGGUCCUCCCUCAGCGGUCGGCGAGCCCAGCCCCGGGCGGCCGCGUCUGCUCCUGAGGUUGCAGAAAUGGUAGCACUGUUCUCUGUUUUGCCAGCCUUUUUCUCGAAUUCACUGAUCCACCAGCAUUAUUAAGAAAUAAGCUGCAGAAAUUAAAUUUUUGUAGAUUGUUAUAAAGGGGGAGUGAGGAGCAACUCGCGUACCCCAAGUUUACGACUGAUAGUUGCACAGAUGUGUGUGAGUAUAAAACACGCCUUUCUUUUUUUCUUUUUUCUUUUUUUUUAAUUUCUGUUUUUUCCUCGCGGAGGGCAGACCAUAAAACGCCGUCCCGGGGCACGGUGCAAACGGUGAAACCAGGCACGUGCUCGCUGGGAAGCGCAAGCGGACGCUCUCGCGCUUAAUCAGAGCAGAGAAAUUACGAUUGCAGUAACUCGCGCGUUGACGAUCGUCCAUCUCCAACGCCCCAAAGUCUUGCUCGUUCCUCGCGAGCUUUUUGCCGAGCUCCCGGAGCCGAACUCGCGCGCGAAGCCGAGCUCGCAGCUCUUCACGUGUCGGGAGUUUCCAGGGUCGCGUAUCGAGUCGAAGAGCGCUUUCAGCGCGGCUCGACGUCCCGCGCGGCGAUGGGAACUCGCCGACGCCCCGGGCGUUCGAGGGCCGGGCUCUGCCGCUUGCCGCCGCAGCACUUUGUCCCCUGCCGCCGCGCCGCUGUCCCCGGCCCCGGCCCGGCUCCGGCUGCGCAAGCGGAGGAGGCGCCGCCAUCCCGGAGGGCGCCGGGGCCUUUCCUCCCCUCCCUGACCGCGACGGGGGAGCGGGACGGGGCGUCUGAAGUACCGUGUAGCAAUAUGUCAGGGCUUCGCCUUCCAGUUCUGCCCCUUUUUUGUAACAAUUUCAGGUUUUGACACUGUACUGUAUUGGGAAGAAUUCUGCUUUUGCCAAGCUACGUGUUUGCUCCCCUGAAAGUGUUAUUUUGUCGCUUGCUCUUGUUGCUGCUUGACCCGAAAGUCGCGUUUUGUUACUUCAAUUGUCUGCUAGUAGAAACAGGUACCCGAUUCCCAAGCGUCGUCGAGCCAUUAAACUCGUACAACAGCUCUGUGAACAGCCAGCUGCGUAGAUGUCGGGGAGGUGGGAGGAAAAGCGUCUAGUCCCGCGCGCAGAUGGCACCUCGCUUUCAGCUCCACGAUGGCCAGUUUCUCAAAAUGUCUGGAACGCGAUAAACCCGAUCUCCUCCCCUCCUCUGGGACAGCCGCAUCGUCCCGUGUUCCUCAAGGCAGGAGAAAAAAUCAAUAGCGGCAUCUCUCUCCCAGUUGCUAUUUGCUGGGGAGCUGUUGCAUGACUUAAAAGCCUUCAGAAAUGUCCAAACCUUGAAUCAGUCUGGAUUUUUUAUCACUUUUACUUGUGCUUUCGUUCGUUCUUUCUUUCUUUGCUUCCGAUUUGACACGAGACCCAAACUCGCUCGUCCUGCUCGCUCGAGCCGGUGCUCUUAGCUGUCGAACCGUCGGCUUUGUUUUUGGCAGUCUUCCGAACAAUAAACACGGACUAAACAGGGGAGCAGCAGAUGGGAGAAUACAAAUUCUGUUUCCAGAUGUUCAGUUCCUAAUGUAAAUACCACAUCAUUAUAAAUCCUGUGUCAAGACCAUAUAAUGGUGCUUUUUAUUACAGUUAGCACAUGCAUUUUUAGAAACUACAUGUUUUAGAAGACCUUGCUGUGUAUAUGUAUACUUCUGUAUUGUUCAACUGUUAGAAAAUAAAUUAUUUCAUUAUUAAAGAGAA